Molecule: messenger RNA, 5752 nt
Organism: Cariama cristata (Red-legged seriema)
Lineage: Eukaryota; Metazoa; Chordata; Aves; Cariamiformes; Cariamidae
Gene: TG
Product: thyroglobulin
Exons: 32
Biological process (GO): thyroid hormone generation
Source: RefSeq, a predicted model, not a curated record
AUGGGCUCCAUCCCAUUUUGCACCUUCCUUUACUGCUUUAUUAGCAUAGCAGCAGCCAGUAUAUUUGAGUAUCAGACAGAUUCCCAACCAUUACGUCCAUGCGAACUUCAGAGGGAAAAGGCUUUUUCAGGAGGAGAAACCUACGUUCCUCAGUGCUCAGAAGAUGGCCAGUUCAGGACAGUACAGUGCAGUAGGAAUGGUCUUUCCUGUUGGUGUGUGGAUGAGAAUGGCAUUGAGGUACCUGGCAGCAAACAGAAUGGAUAUCCCAUAUCUUGCUUAUCCUUUUGCCAACUGCAAAAGCAGAGGAUCUUGGUGAGUCAAUACAUCAACAGCAGUAGUACCUCCUACAUCCCUCAGUGCCUGGAUUCAGGGGCUUUUGAUGAAGUGCAGUGUGACACAGAGCUGGGUCAGUGCUGGUGUGUAGAUCCGGAAGGAAUGGAGAUUUAUGGCACCAGGCAGAGAGGAAAGCCAACACGGUGUCCAGGGAACUGUGAGAUCCGAGACCGUCGUAUUCUGCAUGGGUUUGGGGAGAAGAGCCCACCACAGUGCUCAGCAGAUGGAGAGUUUCUGCCUGUCCAGUGCAAGUUUGUCAACACAACGGACAUGAUGUUUCUUGAUCUCGUUCAUAGUUAUAACAGGCUCCCAAGGGCUUUCCAAACGUUCAGCUCCUUGCGGCAGAUGUUCCCGGAGGUCUCUGGGUACUGCUACUGUGCAGACAGCCUGGGGAGAGAGCUAGCAGACACUGGCUUGGAACUGCUGCUUGAUGAAGUUUACGACACAGUUUUCUCUGUGCUGGAGCCUGCCCGCAUGUUCACAGAGACCAGCAUAUAUCGGAUCCUGCAGAGGCGAUUUCUGGGGGUUCAGCUAGCUACUUCUGGCAAGUUCAGAUGCCCCUCGAGGUGUGAGGCUGAGCGGUACACAGCCCUGCGUUACCAGCAUGCCUACGUGCCGUCUUGUGAUGCUGACGGGGGCUACGCACCAGUGCAGUGUCAGCAGGGACAGUGCUGGUGUGUAGACACCAAAGGGCAAGAGGUGCUGGGCACAAAGAGGCGAGGACAACCCCCGGCCUGCGGUGAAGAACAAGUGUGCAUCUCGGAGAGACGACGGGCCUUGGUGAGGAUAUUUUAUGGCCCUGCUGGGUACUUCAGUCAGCCCAAUUUGUUUUCCACACCAAAUAUGCAGUCAGUAAAAAUAGCUGGCUUCUCAAGACCCUGCCCUCCCUCCUUCAAGGAGCUGUUUCUGGACUCUGGAUUGUCAUCCCCAGUUGCACAAAGCCAGAUUCCUGGGCUAGAAACCACCCUUACUGAAGCCAUCACGGCAAUGUUCCCAUCAAGGGAACUGGCUCAAGUGGCACUGCAAUUCACUGCCAAUCCAAAGCGUUUCCAAGAAAAUCUCUUUGGAGGAAAGUUCUUGAAGAAUUUGAUCCAGUUUAACUUCACAGGGGCACUUGGCACUAAUGGGAAAUACAGCAUUGGCCAAUUUUUCCCACAGGAGGAUAUGGCAGAGAGGGAUAAUGGCCCAGGCCUUCUGCAAUCAGCUGAGGCAUUUUCACUGGAGGUAUCAAAGGGGAGCUCCAUUUUGAGUAAAACUCUUGUAGGCAGCUUUGGCCGCACUGUAACUCUACAGGACAAUCAGAAUAUGAUGAAAUUCCUUUCCUCUGUUCUGGAACUACCAGAGUUCUUUACUUUUCUUCAACAAGUGAUUUCUGUCCCCAAAAGCAUUGCUGAAGAUUUAGGUGAAGUGGUGAAACUAGCAUUGGGAUCUGAAGGCUGUGGUGAGGAGCCAAGGGACCUGUUUGUUCCAACAUGCACCAAGGAGGGGAGAUAUGAGGAAGUUCAGUGCUAUGCAGGAGAGUGCUGGUGUUUGGACACUUCAGGUAAGGAAGUUCCAGGCUCAAGAUUUCAAGGCAAACGUCCAAGGUGUCCCACUGAUUGUGAGAAGCAAAGGAGAAACCUGCAAAACUUGAAGCAAAGCCUGCCUGCGGGAUCAGAUCUUUUUAUUCCCUCUUGUACCGAGGAUGGAGACUUUCUGCCACUCCAGUGUUAUGGGGCGAAUUGCUUCUGCGUUGAUUUGAAUGGCAAGACUAUUCCAGGAAUAAGGGGAAAAGCUGGAAAGGCAAUGCAAUGCCCAAGUGCUUGCCAAGUAACAGCUGGUGAAGAGUUUCUAAAGGCUGUGAAACUCCUGUUGUCAGACCCAAGUGCUCUGUCUCAGCUCUCCACCGUUUACCUCCCGCAGUGUGAUACUGACGGUGCCUGGAAGCAGGUACAGUGCAGCGGCCCUCCUGAACAAGCCUUUGACUGGUACGAAAGGUGGAUUGCAGAGAACAAUGAAGGCCAAACCCUACCCAUUGCUAAUCUAUUGAGCAUCAUAACUGGAUAUAAAGAGGCAUCUUCCAAAGGCUUUUCAGCUUUUGUUGAAGCUUUGUAUGAGGCUGGGCACCAGAAUGUCUUCCCAGCAUUUACCACGUAUUCCUCCUUCACUGAUCUCCCACCUGAAGUGCUAGAAGGAAACUUGACCUAUGCAUCUGAGAACAUUUUACUGGACCCAUAUAUAUUCUGGCAGCUUCUGAAUGAGCAGCUGACCUAUUACCCAGGACCCUAUACUGAUUUCAGUGCCCCAUUAAGCCACUUUGAACUUCGUGAUUGUUGGUGUGUUAAUAGCAAAGGAGAAGAGCUGCAAGGAACAAAGGCAGAAGUGAACCAGGUCCCAGAAUGUCCCGGUAUAUGUGAAACUGUUAAGCAGGAAGCCAUGAAAUUUAUGGAGGAGGCAGAGCAGCUCAUCCUUGCAUCAAAUCGUUCCCACUUCGCUUUUGGAGAGAGCUUCUUGAUGGCAAAGGGAAUUCAGCUCUCGGACAAUGACCUCCUACGUUCUGCUCAGCCCUACGAGUCAGAGGUGGUGGUCUCCGAAAAGCUGUUAUCAGGCAGUGACUAUGCUCUCCAGCUGGCUGCAUGGUCAGUCUUGCAUUUCUACUGGCGGAGUCACUUUACUUCAAAACUUUCUGCUGGGGAAGCAAUGCAGCUGGGAUUUCUCCCUUACAUCCCACAAUGUGAUGGCCUGGGAAACUGGGAGCCAACUCAGUGCUAUGAGAGCACAGGUCAUUGCUGGUGUGUGGAUGAGAGAGGACGUUAUGUCAUGGAUUCCUUGGUCUCACGCUCAGCAGAACUUCCCAAAUGCCAGACAUCAUGUCAGCGAUCUCGAACUAAUGCCUUAAUUUCCAGCUGGUUCAUCCCCCACUGCCUUGAGACAGGAGAAUACGCUGUGCUACAGAGAUCUGACACAGAUAUUUGGUGUGUAGAUCCUGUGUCAGGAGAAGUAUUUCAGCGUGGCAGGAAAGAUUUGGAUGGCAAUCCUGAGUGUCCUAGUUUCUGUAAUAUGCUGAAGUCUAAAACUGGUUUACGAGAAGCUGGCAAAGGCUACAUCCCCCAAUGUGAAGGGGACAACAGGACUUUCUUGCCCGUGCAGUGCAGCCAGGAUCAGGAGAGCUGCUGGUGCGUCUUUGACAAUGGAGAAGAGGUGCCAGGAACACGAGUAAGCGGAGGAAGACCUGCAUGUGCAAGUCCGCAGUGUGCUCUGCCGUUCGAUGCAUCAUCUGUUCUCAAUGGAGCUGUAUUUUGUGAAAACAUUUCUGGGCAAGCUUCAGGCAUUCAGCAGUGCUGGCUGGCGUGUCGCCAGGGCUUCCACAGUGCCUCUUCCACCACGUCGUUUCAGUGUGAUGUGCAACAGCAUCGAUGGGUCUCGGCUGCCCCGCUCUACCAGGCCUGCCAGAAGCUCCAGUUGUUUCAGACAGUUCAAGCUCAAACACACUUUCAACUACUACUGCCUCCUGAGAAGACUUGUAGUUCUGACUACUCUGGAUUACUCCAGGCAUUCCAAAUAUUUAUUUUAGAUGAGUUGAAGGCUCGUGGUUUGUGUCACCUCCAGGUAAAUGCAUUUGGAAAUACUGGCUCAGUUUCUGUCUGUGAUGAUUCCACUGUCUUUGUCGAAUGCCUGAGUGCGGACCGCCUGGGGGUGAAUGUCACAUGGAGGACUCAGCUGGAAAACAUCCCGGCAACUUCUCUCCCUGAUUUACAUGAUAUUGAAAAUGCAAUUGUUGGAGAAAAUCUCAUUGGAGCAUUUAUAAAAGAGAUUAAGGAUGGUCGUUUUCUGCUACAUUUGGACUCCAAGCAAUUCCUAGCAGAUUCUUUCAUUGAUUUUCCCCGGGAUGAAGAGUUUGAUCUGUCUCCGAGUGUGCAGCUAGGAUGUAAAAGCGGGUUUCGAAGAACUUCAUCUCCUGGAAAAGCAGUCCCAAAUUCACAAGGAUGUGUUGUUUGUCCUCCGGGCAGUCAUUUCCAGGAUGGUGAAUGCAUUCCCUGCCCUCUUGGCUACUAUCAGUAUCAGACAGGACGUUCCUCCUGUAUCAAGUGUCCUGUGGGCAAAACUACCAACUCCUAUGGGGCAAUCAGUGCUGAUCACUGUAUCACAUACUGUCAAAGCAAUGAGCAGGGUCUGCAGUGUGGUGAAGAUGGCCAGUAUAGACCUUCCCAGCAAGACCCUGACACUAAGAAAUCCUUCUGUGUCGAUAGCUUUGGAGCAGCACUAGACUGGACUGAAACAGAUAAUGUCCUCACAGACUACCAGUGCCUGGUUCAUGAACAGUGCUGCUUGUCGGACAUCCUUACACUCAGGUGCAGUGGACCAAUUCAGAGAGAGCAGAUAAAAGGGUUUGGCUCAGGUGCAGUGGGUCCAAUUCAGAGAGAGCAGAUAAAAGGGUUUGUGCUCAGAAAAUUUGAGAGAGUUCCUGCCUCCAGACUGAUUUAUGGCUCAGAAGAAGCUCAUAUUCUUCAGUCUCAGUCAUCUGGAGGAGACCUGCAAAGUCCAGCUUUUCAGUGCAUUUCAGACUGUGAGAGGGAACAUGCAUGUGGUUUUGCGACUGUUACCCCUGCUGGUGCUGAAGUUCUCUGUGAGUUGUACAGUGCUGCUGAAGUCAACUUCAACUGCACCACCUCUGGAUUGGUGCAAGGUGUUUUGGGGAACCCCACUGCCAUGAGCAUCGACCGUCUCAGCUGCCUGCUUCAUGUCAGGAAUUCAGAGGGAGAAGCAGUGAUGGUCUAUUUGAAGAGAGGGCAGGAAUUUAACUCAUCUGGACUCAAGACCUUUGAAAGGACCAGUUUUCAGAAUGUGCUUUCUGGCGUGUAUCGCUCUGUGGUGCUCUCAGCAGCUAGUGCAUCGCUGACUGAUGCUCAGCUCUUCUGUCGGCAGACUUGCAGCAAGGACUCUUGCUGUGAUGGCUUCAUCUUGAGUCAGAUUGCGCUUGAUGGAGGUACCAUUUUGUGCAGUUUAAUGAGCUACCCAGAUGUACUGCUCUGCGAUGCAAAUGCCUGGAGUCAAACGCCAACAUCUGUCAUAGAUGGCAUAUGUAAAGGUGUGAGCUACGAUGAAAAAGAGAAGAUGUUUUCUUUCACCCUGGGAGGACAAGAGUUCAGUGGAACUUCUAAUUUGGUAGAAGAGGCAGAAAGAAAUUUUACUACCUUUCAGCAAAUUUACCUGUGGAGAGGCUCUGAUAUGGUCACCCGGACUAAAACCUCUUUGUGCGAUGUUACUGCUUUGAAAACCGAGAAUGAUCUAACAUUAUCAGAUUCCACAAAGGAUCUUUUCUACCUAAUGGACAACAGCCAGAUACAAAGCGACCAGAACUAUUCUCUCCCUUACCAGCAGUAUUGGAUCUUCAGGCAGAAGUACUCAGCAGAGGAAGCGGUGCUUUGGUGUCUCACAC